GUCAAACCUCCAACGUACGGUUUGUGACAUAGUGACGCCCUUCAAGCAAUACGCGUCUGUUUUUGACCGGGUCACCAGCAUGGACGCUCCUGGCAACGUCCCUUGGCAGCGCUUGCAGCCCGAGCUCAUUGAACGUGUCGCUUCUUUCUUACCGCCGAACCAUGUUGCCACGGGACUGCGUGGAGUCAACCAGGCGACAUGGGCGCUCUUCAAGCGGCACAUCGCAGUGCGGUGCUCGCAGUCGGUCCCAUAUGUAAUAUAUAAAUCAAAAUGGACGCAAGACAUUCUUCGGCAGCUGUCGCUCCAGCAGCGACAGAUGCUAGUUUCCCUCACCGCCAGCUCCGGCAUGCUGGAGAACCUGAAAUACAUAGUUGAGGCAGCGGGCUGCGAGCCGCUGCCUCAGGCGCUGUCCGCCGCGGCGGGGGCCGGCCACAUCGACGUGUGCCACUGGCUACGCAACGAGCGCGGCUGCGCCUGGGGCUGGGAGGUGGCGGCAGAGGCGAGCCGCAACGGCCACGUGCACGUGCUGCAGUGGCUGCACGACGGCGGCUGCCCCAGCUCCGAAACAGUGCUGUCCGCGGCCGCCGGCGCCGGCCACGAGGCCGCAUGUGGCUGGCUCAUACAGCACGGCGCGUUGGCGGCGCUGGACCGCCUCACCGUGCCCGGCUGGAGCGUCAUGGCGGCGCGGGAGGCGGCGUACGGCGCCCAUCUGGACCUACUGGAUCAAUUAUUUUCUUUACGACCGUUCACGGCGCUUGACCGUACGGAUGACGAGUAUGGCACGGUGCUGGAGGCGGCGGCGCGGUCGUGCGACUGCGCGGCGCUGCAGCGGCUGUACGGCAGCUGGCGGGCGGCAGUGAUGGCGCCGUCGAUAGAGGAGAUGACGGAGAUGCUUUUGGGGCCGCGGUAUGCCGGCGAGACGGAGGCGGAGCAGUGUGCCCGCUGGGCCGAGCUGCUGCGGUCGUACAUGGACGAGGCCCUGGAGAGCCUGGAAGCGGCGGCGGAGGCCGCCAACCCAGCCGGCGUCGCCGCACUGCGCAGCCGCCGCCGCGGCGCCGCCGCUGGCAUCGCUGCCGGCAUGGCGGCCGGCGGCGCCAUUGCCGUCACCACCGUCGCCAACGCGUCGCUGAGCCUCACGGCCGAAGCGGCGGCCCUGCUCCCCUACAUCAUGCGCAGCGGCAGCACACCGGCCGCCGCCGCCGUGGCGCGGCCUUUCCCGCCCCCCGUGGGGCGCCCCGGCCCGCCGCGUGACCUGCCGCCGUACUACGCCCGCGCGCUGCUGACGUCAGCUGUGUCCAGCCACACGCCCGACUGGCGCGACAAAGCCGCAUGGCUGCUGGCGGCGGGCGUGGGUCGGGCCGACGGCGAGGCCUUUGAGCGCGUGGCGGCGCUGCCGGACGACGGUGACGCUCUGCAGCGGCUGGAGUGGAUGGCGGCGCAGGGCUGCGGCUUCCUGCCGCUGCGCGACGCGUCGUGGCUGAUGGGUGCGGCGUCGGAGGCGACGCGGCAGGGGAACCUGUGCACCCUGGAGUGGCUGAUGGGUGCGGCGGCGGCGACGGCCGGUGCCGGCAGCGGAGUCCAGCGCGGCGGCCCGACGGCGGCGGCGGGGUGGGCCGCCGUGGCCGAUGCAACAGCGGCGCGCGGCGCACUCGACUACCUGGGUCGCGCUGGCGGCGGCGGAGCCGCCGGCGGCAGCGCCGCCGGCGGAGCCGGCGAGCCGCCGCCACCGCCAGGCUCCAAGGCAGCGCUGGCGGCGCUGGCGGAGUUGGAACGGGCUGUAGCAGGCUGUGCGGCCCGCUGGGGCCGGCUGGCGGCGCUACAGCUGCUCGACACCGUCGGCUGUAGCGGCGCCCUGCAGGACCGGCUGUUCCUGUGCAAACUGGCCUUGGCGGCGGUGGAGGCCGGCUCGCUGCCGGUGACCGAGUGGGUCGUGCGGCGCCGUAACACCCUGCAGCGGCUGGCGGGCAGGUCCGAUAAGGGGACCGGGCUUGAGGCUUGGACCGGGUCGGCAGCGGCGGUGGACGUGGAGGCGGGCGAGCUGGAGAGGCUGCCCGAAGUGGUGCGUGCGCAUUGCAUGCUGCGCGCUGUGGCGGGAUAUGUGCGCUCGCACAUGGAGAGCGAGAGCGCCCGGCGGAGCGCGGGGCGCGGCAGCACCGGUGGUGCCGGGCCUGGCGGCAGCAGCACCAGCAACGGCGGCGGCGGCGCCACUAGCAGCAGCGCUAUGGGCAUUACGGCCUUGCUUGAGCUGUUGGACUGGCUGUAUGAUCGCGGCGGUGUGUUGGCAGCGGACGUGUUCCGGCACGCGCUGCGAAGCCCCGCGGGGGCGGCCGGUACGCUGCCGCUUCUGGAGUGGCUGGUAGCGCACGGCAGCGCGCGGGAGGGCGGCGCCGCCGCCGCCGGUAGCGGCACCAGCAGCAGAUGCAGCGGCCGCGGCGGGCCCAGCGAUGCUGCUCGCGGUGCUGCUGGUGCUGCUGCUGGUGGUGGUGGCGGUGGCGCCAAGGGCUGCGGCGUGGUGGCGGGUGAGGAGGUGGUUGCGGCGGCGGAGGCGGGGUGCGCCGCAGUGCUGGAGUGGGUGGUGGCGCGGGGCAGAGCACGCAUGCCGCCACUCAAGCGGGCGUACGCUCAACCGCUGGCGGCCGGCGACGUGGCCACCCUGCGGCUGUUGCGGCGCCUGCGUGUGCCGUGGCGCGCGGGCCCCAAGACCUUCACGGCCUCAGUCCGCUGCCGGCACCCGCUCAUGAGCCUGCGGUGGCUGGUGGGCUGUGUGCCGGAGGAGGGCGGUGCCGCGGUGGGCGCCGAGCAGUGGGCGGCGGCGCGCACGUACGAGCAGUCGUGGGCGGGCGGGCGGCGCGCGCACGUGCUGACGUGGCUGGCGGCGCGGCAGGGGCUGCAGCAGCUGCAGCAGCAGCUGGAGGCGGGGGCGGAGGCGGAGGAGGCGGAGAAUCAGGGGGAGGAGGGGGAGGGGCAGGAGGGGGAGGAAGGUGUGGCAAUGGAGGAGAAAGCGGUGAAGGGAGAUGGCGCACAAGAACGGGAUGUGUCGAAGCAGGAGGGCCCGAGCGCAGGCGCGGGUGGCUUCGAUCCAUUCGGUUGUUAGCAUUGCCGUGGCCACAUGCAGGCGGUAGUGGACCUGGCGUGGCGUGCCGCCUAAGAUACCGGUGUCAGCAGUUGCAUGUAUGCAGCGUGCUUCGGAUGGUGGCCAUGUAUGAUGCGGAUCCGGUGAUAGCAUUGUACCGAACUGUAUUGCCGCUGACGAGUAGUUUCCAGCAGUGAGUGUGUCGUGUGCGCGACGCGAAAUAAGCAGGUCUACCAUAUGCAAGGGAUUUUGCUGUCGCUUCUUGUUGAUGCGCAUGGAAUGCAGGAAAGGGCUGCCGUAAGUGUGUGCUGCGUGGCACUGUUGUGCCAUCAGUACAUGGCCAGACUGGCCAUUCUAA
Messenger RNA from Chlamydomonas reinhardtii, 3431 nucleotides. RefSeq lists its product as uncharacterized. The record is from RefSeq and is a predicted model, not a curated record. The coding region runs from base 317 to 3094 and encodes 925 amino acids. The transcript is spliced from 6 exons. Lineage: Eukaryota; Viridiplantae; Chlorophyta; Chlorophyceae; Chlamydomonadales; Chlamydomonadaceae. Gene Ontology annotation, biological process: sphingolipid catabolic process; ceramide biosynthetic process. Gene Ontology annotation, molecular function: glycerophospholipase activity. Gene Ontology annotation, cellular component: membrane; endoplasmic reticulum; cell periphery.